Drosophila innubila is the source of this 552-nucleotide messenger RNA. It is a transcript of the gene Rpb11, whose product is annotated as DNA-directed RNA polymerase II subunit RPB11. Gene Ontology annotation, biological process: transcription by RNA polymerase II. Gene Ontology annotation, cellular component: RNA polymerase II, core complex. The coding region runs from base 106 to 459 and encodes 117 amino acids. The record is from RefSeq and is a predicted model, not a curated record. NCBI's taxonomy places the organism in Eukaryota, Metazoa, Arthropoda, Insecta, Diptera, Drosophilidae. The transcript is spliced from 4 exons. Gene Ontology annotation, molecular function: DNA binding; protein dimerization activity.
GUACUGCAGCUGUUUUACAGCACAUAAUCAUUGAAUUUUUCGUGCGUGCGGCAAAUUAUCAUAAUAUUGUUGAAUAUCUAUUAAAAAUAUAAAUAAAUCGUCAAAAUGAAUGCGCCACCAACAUUUGAAUCGUUUCUGCUUUACGAAGGCGAAAAAAAAAUCAUUAAGGAAUUAGAUACGAAGGUGACAAAUGCGGCGAUAUUCACCAUUAACAAGGAGGAUCACACACUGGGCAACAUGAUCCGCAACCAACUGUUGAAAGAUCCCAAUGUGCUCUUUGCCGGCUACAAGGUGCCGCAUCCUCUGGAGCACAAGUUCGUCAUCCGCAUUCAGACCACGGCGGACUAUUCGCCACAGGAGGCAUUCAUGAAUGCCAUAACAGAUCUGCUUGCCGAGUUGUCCCUCUUCGAGGAGAGAUUUAAAGAUGCUAUUAAGGAGAAGAAGGAGGGCGGCGAUUAAAUUUAGUUACUCAUUUAUUUUUACAAGACAUUUACGAAACAAUAGAAAUAAUUUCACUAUUUGUAUAAAUAAAUAAAAAACAAUUUAAAAAUA